Messenger RNA from Histoplasma mississippiense, 1353 nucleotides. RefSeq lists its product with no specific name. The transcript has 3 exons. Lineage: Eukaryota; Fungi; Ascomycota; Eurotiomycetes; Onygenales; Ajellomycetaceae. Gene Ontology annotation, cellular component: membrane. Gene Ontology annotation, biological process: arachidonate metabolic process. The record is from RefSeq and is a predicted model, not a curated record. The coding region runs from base 1 to 1353 and encodes 450 amino acids.
AUGGCACGUGUUGUAAAUUUACAAGCGGACAACAUUUCUCUCCAGUCCACCUAUCCCAGAAUUUUUGCAGACUGCGAUCCAACGUGCCGCGCGGCGAUACACACACCAAGCAGCUCCCAGUUAUGCCACCGCCAUGAGAGUGUACCAGUCCAGUGGCCUCACUCCUCAUUUGACCCCUUUCAUCUCAUCCUUGCCCGACUUCUCUUUCUCUUCUGUGAUGUCGUCUGUAUCUUUGCAGAUGAUGUUGGAGGUCUGGAAGCUGUUCGAUCUCUUCUGAUGAAAUGGGCAACCAUCGGAUCCGCAUCCACCUUGCCAGGCACCAUUCGCCCCCGCAUCAUCAUUGUCACUGGGAAGGAUAACGACAGCAUCACUCAGGCGCUGUUGAACGGGGUUGAUGACGAACCGUUUGUCUGGCAAGCUGCAAGAGCUACCUCAGCUGCUCCUGUGUUGUUUCCAUCCAUCGAUAUCCCCUCUGUUGGUAGUUUCCAGGACGGCGGUAUGAAACAGCGGCACAAUAACCCAAUUCGCUUAGGGCUGUCAGAAGUGCGGCGCCUGUGGCCGCGGACGCCAAAACCGCAUGUUGUAAUCUCCCUGGGUACGGGAACUGUCUCAAGGGUCCUGAAAACGUCGGAUUCACGCAACAUCCUUCUAGAUGGAUGGCUUCCUCGCAUUUAUCGCUCCUACAUGUCUUCGUUUGAUGGUGAGGAGACCUGGAAUGAACUUCAGGGUGAGCUUGAUGACCAAUCCCGCAAGAACUACUUCCGCUUCAACCACUCCUUCACAGGCGCACGGCCGUCGAUCGUUGACAUCAGUGCGAUGGAGAACAUCUCUCAAUCUAUUCAAAAGAAUCCGUCAGAAGCAGACAAGAUGGAAGAGGCCCUUUUGACUCUUCUUGCUUCAAGUCUCUUCUUUGAAUUGGACUCAAUUCCAGAGUUUCAAAAUGGCUUCUUUCUGUGCGUUGGGACUAUUAGAUGCUAUGAACCAGCUCGGCUUAUUAUCAGAGCAUUAUUGGCGCUCCGACCAGCUCACCACGAAUUUUACAAGGAUGACAUCAACCUGGGUCUCUAUAUAAGUGAGGAUGACAUAUGUGUGGAAUGUCAACGUUACUGCGGGCCUGUUCGAUUCGCUGUUCGGCAUCUCGAGGAGAAAAUUACCAUGACACUACGGUCUGAUGGCACUGCGUUGUUGCUAAACGGAUCUCCCAAUGCUAUUCAAUGGUAUAUAGAUGAACAAGGACUAGAUGGGGUCUUUGGUGCUUCUAACCACGGAGCACCCUUCCGAGUCCAAUGUGAUACAUGUGAGAGGAGAUUGAAUGGGAAGGAGAAGAAACGUAAAUACAUGUACACAAGAUAG